UUUACAUUUGCCCUGCUCAAAAGCGGAACCUCAUAUAUUUCCAAGUCCUCUAAAAAUAUGUGAUACCGACCUUAUUGAUGAUGUUGAAGCUAUCAAAUAAAUGUACCCGAGUCGAACUCCAUGCACCUACAGAUUUAUUAUGUCACGAUUAAAUUUGAACUACAGAAGUAAUGUCAAUAAUGGCGGUCGCCGUCAUCCUGGAACCUUGCAUUAAAAUCAACAUGGCCAGGAUUCUCUGUGAUCGGGUGGAGACAGACACUGCACAGCCCGUGACUGAUGCAUUCACGUGCUUAAAUCUCAAAUUAUCUUGAGAUAAGGGUGCUGUUGGACCCAGGUGAAGUGUAUGCCGCAUCCUGGAAGCAGCCUCCGUUGGCUGGAUUUAUGCAGGUUUACCGGUUUCCAAAUAAGUAAAUGCAGAUAGAGGUGGAGGUCGGGCACUUGCCUUUAUUUUUAUGCCGCCCGCCCAAUCGACAAAUCCAAAGACAAUGUCGUCGACACCAGCCAGUAACAUCUACUCUCACUCAUGAGGGAAACAAGUAUUGGAACGAUGAUAAACUCCAUAAAUCCAGCCAAGCCGGAAAUUCAGGCUGAAAUGAAUUCAACAGAAAUAGCAAAGCCCCUCCAUCUCCAAAAGCUGGAUCUUUCUCUGGACGUUCGACCAUUCUUGUCUGAGGUCACGAAAAUUUUUGAAAGUCCUGCUAGUGAUGCUGAUUCCAGUGACUCUGAAACAGAUACAGGCGGCAGGGAGGCUUCUAAAAUUAAUGGUGAAAAAUUAUACAAUGGAAUUCCAACAUCAAAACAAGAAAGGAAAUCAGACAAGCUGAGGUUGUAUAACUUUUCCCAACUAUCUGGAGAAAGGGAGUGGUUAAAGGAUGUUCUCAUUAGUGAUUCUGAUGACUCGGAUUGUGACGAAAAUUGGAAUGUUGAUGAGCACAUUAAACACAUGCUUUACUACCAUCAACUCAGGCGGAAGUAUCAGAAGAAAUAUUACACCAAUCCUGAUAAUAUGCAAUACCAGUACUAUGGGGCAGGUCUUUUGUCAAAUUUUGACAAAUUCAGUGAACAUCAGAAGGCUGUCAUCGGUAACCGCAAGAAAAAGAAGAAAGAAAAAGUAGAGGUGAAAAAGAGGGGAAGAAAACCAAACAAAGACAAAAUCAUCCAUUCUGCCUUUAAUGAGUCAGAUCUAUCUCAUCUAAAUGAGGAAGAGCGUAACUUGUUGCGCAAGCUGAGAAUUGAGGAGUCAGGUCCUGCGGAAACUGGUAGAGCACCUCGUGGUCGUAAAAAGAAACAACCAAACAAAAGUCCAGAGGUUAUGGCUCAGCGCAGGAGAAAAAUAUGGGCUGUCAUGGCAAAGAAAGAAUUGGGGAAGGUACAGAGGGCAAAAGCCAAUAACCACAAGGAGCAACUUACUACUUGCCGUAGAGUGGCUACCUAUUGUAUGCGGCACUGGCGGCAAAAAGCCAUGCAGUCUCAGAAGAACAUGAAGGAAACGGUAUGGCGGCUAAAACGCUUGACCCGAGAGAUGCAGUCUUAUUGGAAGCGAUAUGACCGUGUUGAAAGAGAAACCCGACGCCGAAUGGAAAAAGAGGCUGAAGAGCAACGAAAAAUGGAUGUUGAAUUAAUGGAGGCAAAGCGUCAACAAAGGAAGUUAAACUUCCUCAUCACUCAGACAGAGCUUUAUGCACACUUCAUGUCUAGAAGAUUUGGUUCAAUAGCAAGUCAAGAGCAACUAAGAAUCCUUAGUCAGUUGGAUGAAGAGAAAAACCCGAGACUACAAGCUGUUGAUGACUAUGACAGUGAUGUCAUGAAAUCAAAAGUGAAGCAAAAUGUAAGUCAAGCAUUCCGUGCAGAACAGCAGCGGACUAGAAAAUUUGCUCCAUCAUCAGGUCAAGCUCAGGCACAGGCAGAUUCAGCUAUAGAAAAUUCUUUCAAUCCUCAAGAAGAGCAGCCACAACCACUCAUGUUCAAAGGAAACUUGAAACACUAUCAAUUGAAGGGAUUAAGCUGGAUUGCUAAUUUGUAUGAUCAGGGUAUCAAUGGUAUACUUGCUGAUGAGAUGGGUCUUGGGAAAACUGUCCAGUCAAUCGCUGUUAUGUGUCAUGUUGCUGAAAAAUAUGGCAUAUGGGGUCCUUUCCUAGUGAUUUCUCCAGCUUCUACCCUACAUAAUUGGCAGCAAGAAAUGGCUAGAUUUGUUCCUGAUUUUAAAGUUGUGCCAUAUUGGGGUAGCCCUCAGGAAAGAAAAAUCUUGAGAGGUUUUUGGGAUCAAAAAGAUAUGCAUACUAAAGAAGCUAGUUUUCAUGUUGUGAUAACUAGUUACCAGCUUGUUAUUCAAGAUUUCAAGUACUUCAAUCGAAUCAAGUGGCAAUACAUGAUCCUGGAUGAAGCUCAAGCUAUCAAGAGUACAAGUAGUGUGAGGUGGAAGUUACUCCAGUCAUUUAGUUGUCGUAAUAGGCUGUUGCUCAGUGGGACCCCAAUCCAGAACAGUAUGGCUGAGCUUUGGGCCCUGCUUCAUUUCAUAAUGCCCACAUUAUUUGAUUCACAUGAUGAAUUUAAUGAAUGGUUCUCAAAAGAUAUUGAGAGUCAUGCUGAAAACAAAACUGCAAUGGAUGAAAAGCAUCUCACUCGUUUGCACAUGAUCCUAAAACCAUUCAUGCUUCGAAGAAUCAAGAAGGACGUUGAAAAUGAACUUUCAGACAAAAUUGAAGUGAUGGUUCAUUGCCCUUUGACAACUCGUCAGAAAUUAUUGUAUUCAGCUCUAAAGAAGAAAAUUCGUAUAGAAGACCUGCUUCAAACUUCUACAGGAUCGUCUCAGUCUGCUCAAAGUGUGACAUCUAGUCUUAUGAACCUUGUCAUGCAAUUUAGAAAGGUUUGCAACCACCCUGAGUUGUUUGAGAGAAGAGAGGCUAGGUCUCCAUUAUUUAUGCGCUGUGAAUCCUACAUUAUUCCAAAACUAGUAGCUGAAUAUGGCAUUUUGCAUCAUAGUAUUCCAAGCAAAAGACACCUGCUCCUCAAUCUUCUUAAUAUAUUUACUUCUGAGUACCUUCACAACAGUCUUUAUUCAACCGCAAGAUCUCAAGGAAAUGAAUAUAGCAGUGGCACUUUUGGAUUCAUGCGAGUACUAAAUUUAACUCCACAAGAUCUUCACAGUAUUGUACAUUUUGGUAUCUUGGCCAUGUGGCAAUUCAUGUGGCGGACACAUCGAGAAGCUGACCUGGCUUGUCAUGAGCAACAGUGGAGCGAAGUUGAAGAGGCCUCUUGUAGUCCCUGGAGUUUUCAAAGGAGAAGAACACAGUUGCUUGUGAAUUACAGUUUGCCCUUUGCACCAUACUAUUUGAGGACUAGCUCUUUUCUCAAGGAUUUUGUUUUUACUGGCAUGACAUCUAGUCAAAGCACUGUCUAUACACACACACUUCAUACAUACCACUCAAUACCUGAAACUGUUGAACAUCGGCUUCUUCGCAGCAAAAAGGUUAAACCAGUUGCUCUAAUUGAAGUGAAGACAGAACCUGGAACACCCUUGUCACCAACUAAAGUGUCUCCUCGCAAUCCUUUGGGAAGCCCUUCCAAGUUACCUCGUGGUGUGAGCGCAGCUUCUAAUAUGGCAGGAGAGAAUUUUCCAGGAGGGAAAGUAACACUUCUUCCUGAAUUUCCUCACAUACCUAGGCCACCUCUCAAAGUGGAAUGUGCACAGACAUCGAUGCCAUCUUUCCUCUAUUAUACAAGUCCAAAGAUAACUGUUCGCAGCCGAAGUAUGUUUGCCAGUAGCAGAGCAGCUGCUUGGCAUCAAAUUCAACAUGACAGCUGUGGAAAUCCGGAAGCAAGAGAAGUGGUUUGGCUUGGACAGCCUAGUAUAGCUGAGCAGGUAGCAAAAGCCAAAGAGUAUUUUGUUCCAACAACACCUGGCGGUCUAGUUGGCUCAGCUCCACCAUUUGGAUGGUCAAGUGUUUUGAUCCCAGACAAACAGAUUCUAGUCACAGAUGCUGGAAAGUUGUAUGUUUUGGAUGGGCUUCUGACACGGUUGAAAGAGCAAGGCCACAGAGUACUUAUAUACUCUCAGAUGACAAAAAUGAUUGAUCUUCUGGAGGAGUAUAUGUGGCACAGAAAACUCACAUACAUGAGGCUUGAUGGUUCAUCUAAAAUAUCAGAACGCCGUGAUAUGGUUGCUGAUUUCCAAGCAAGGAAUGACAUUUUUGUCUUUCUCUUGAGUACCAGGGCUGGAGGUCUAGGAAUUAAUUUAACAGCGGCAGACACUGUUAUUUUCUACGACAGUGACUGGAAUCCCACUGUUGAUCAGCAGGCUAUGGAUCGAGCUCAUCGCUUAGGUCAGACAAAGCAGGUGACCGUUUACCGUCUCAUUUGCAAAGGAUCAAUUGAGGAACGAAUUCUGCAGAGAGCAAGAGAAAAGAGUGAGAUUCAGAGAAUGGUCAUCAGCGGAGAGCAAUUCAAACCGGACACACUAAAACCCAAGGAAGUGGUUUCCUUGUUGUUGGAUGAUGAUGAAAUUGAGAGUAAAUACCGCCAGAAGCAGCGGGAGCGGCAGCAGUACGAGGAGCUCCGCGAGCGAGAGAAGAAGAGGCGCUUCUCGGGGCUGCCGAGCGCAGACGGCGGGUCGCCGUCGUCGCCGUGGAGCAAGCGAGCCCGCCUGGACGGCGCCGAGGACACGUGGGUCAACGUGGACUCGGACCCCAACAGCCCCGCGCCGAGCGAGAGCUCACUCACUGCCACCGGUCCUCUGGACGACAAGAUAGACACGCACAUCAUGAUGUAUGACAGGCCGGUAGUCAGCACAGCAGUCCGACGCUCUGGGAGGGGUGGACGCCGAGGCAGACCGAGGGGCGUACGAAGGGGCGCCGGAAGGGGUCGGAUGGACUCCGGUGUCGUGGCUUCCAUCGUCGGGGAGAUGCCCAGCUCUCCCGCGCCGUCGCCCGCUCUGUCCGCGACGUCGUCUCCAGUGCCGUCGCCCGCUCUGCCCGCGGCGACGCCGUCAGCGCCGCCAGUGCAGUCGCCGGCGCCGUCCUCCGCCGCGGGGGAGGCCGCUACGCCGGUGGCGUUGACGUCGCCAGCACCCAGCACCCCCGCGCCGCCCGCGCUGCCCGUCCGCCGAGGGCCGGGCAGGCCGCGCCUCAAGCCGGGGACCAAGCCCGCCAACACGGGGACCAGGGGCACGGGGGCCAGGGGCUCGGGGGCCAGGGGCACGGGGACGAGGCGGCCGCGGAGGCCCGUGCGGCCCCUGCCGGUGCCCCUCGGCCGUGUCACCUCGCAGCAGCCGCAGCUCGGCCAUCAGGCCCAGCAGGCCGGCAUCGGCUUCUACACGCAGCGGGACAUGUCCUCGCAGGACUAAGGCUCAUGAUGGGAAUUCCACUGAGUGAUUCCACUCUGAUUGUUACAAUUUUAGUUAUUUACAUGAUUAUGAUGUACAUUUUUUGUCACACGGCUGGGUUUGUCUGUCUUGCCAGAACUCAAUUUAGUAAUUUUGGGCCAAUUUGAUAGGUCUUCAUCAAUACAUGUUUUUGACUCACCAGCAUGUUUGUGAAAAUUAUAUUUUACAGUCUGAAGUUUGACUUUUUUCUUGCUUCUGUCUGUAUGUUUUUUCCUCAAUGAAGGUAGAUGGGUUGUGCCUGUUGGUUGCACUAAAAAGUAUGACUUCUUGGUUGUGUAAUUCUCGUUUUGAGUGUAGGCUGCAUAUGUAAUAUAUGGCAUAAAUGAGCAUUUAUUUCAUCAAUGAAAAUUUAUCUAGGUUUUUCUUCCUAUUGUGCUCAGGUUGAAAUGAUAUUGCAUGGAAAUAAGACUGAUUAUCUCUAUAAAGUGUUCUAUUGUCUACUUAGUUCUGCAAUAUUUUUAGGGUAUUACCUUUUUUUUCUUCUGCAUAAAAGAUAUUUUCUGAUCACUUUAAAGCAGGAAGGAAGAUUCUGUCUAGUCCUAACUACGCUUAUUCUUCCACUUAUUGUACUUAUGUUUUUGGUACGGACUGUUCAAUCUUUCCACAAUUCUUUAAAUGUGAAUCUCGGCUUUUAUGUAGAGUACAUUAAAACUUGUACAGUUUACAUUAAUUUUCAGUUUUUGAAACUGAAAUGAUGUUUUUAGAAAUGAAUUGUAACAUUAGCUUUAGGUACUGUGUACUAGACUGUGAUGAUUUUCUUCUAUUUGGAACAGGCGUUAACUCAUGUUUUGUAAUUUUCAUUGUUACCUGACCAUUGGAUAUGAAAGAACAAUGUAAUUCUAUUUCAGAAGUUUUAGCAUUUGUGCAUAAAAUAAGUAAUAAAAUUGAAAUCAGCAUAUA
Molecule: messenger RNA, 6280 nt
Organism: Thrips palmi
Lineage: Eukaryota; Metazoa; Arthropoda; Insecta; Thysanoptera; Thripidae
Gene: Ino80
Product: chromatin-remodeling ATPase INO80
Exons: 22
Coding region: 524-5341 (1605 amino acids)
Biological process (GO): DNA repair
Cellular component (GO): Ino80 complex
Molecular function (GO): ATP binding; ATP-dependent chromatin remodeler activity; histone binding
Source: RefSeq, a predicted model, not a curated record